AUGGGCAACACUGGGAGCUCGUUCUUCUGGCCCGACAAAGAUCCCGAAGCCCUGGGAGCCGGCUUCGGAACCAAUUCCGCAAGAGCGCGCAAGAACUUCCUCCAGAACGUCGACGAUUCGGGUUUCAACUGGCUGGUCUACAUUGUCGCAGCGUCUGGCUUCUUCACUGAUUCCUACAACUUGUUUGCCUCGAAUGUCAUCCUCCCAGCUCUGGCUUAUGUCUACUGGGAUGGCACGAAACAUGAUAAAGCCCUUGCCUUCAACCUGACCACGCUCUCAGCUUCCGCUGUUGGCCAAUUCGUUUUCGGCUACUUCGCAGACAAAUAUGGACGGCGGUCGCUCUAUGGCAUCGAACUGAUCAUUGUCAUUAUCAGCACUGUCGGACUAUUGCAAUGCUCAAAUGGCUUCACCGACGACAAUGGUAACCACACUUGGGAUAUUGAUGCUUGGAUCAUCUUUUGGCGAACCAUCAUGGGUCUCGGAAUCGGUGCAGAAUACCCACUCAGUGCCUGCAUUGCUGCCGAAUGGUCCUCGACCGAGUCCAGAGGCCGUAUGAUCGCAGCCGUGUUCCUGAUGCAGCCCCUUGGCCAGCUCUGUGCCUAUGGAGCAGGCUUGACAGCCCUGCGUGCUUUCGGCAGCUCGAAAGUCGAGAUCGACAAACUCUGGCGAUAUGUCGUCGGCAUCGGUGCUUUUCCCACGCUUCUGGCCCUUGGAUUUCGACUAUUUAUGCCAGAAAGUGGCCGCUUCACCUACGAAGUGCGCAAGAACAUCGCACCAAACGACGGAAUCGGCGCGUUACGAUCCUCAGACGCUUCUGUGUCGUCUGCUGAUGUUCGUAGCCUGGGAGAAGAAUCGCCUAUCAACCAGUUCAAAUUCAGUGAAAUAUGGGACUUCUUAUAUCAUCAAGGACAUUGGAUCGAUCUUUUUGGCACCUCCAUGUGUUGGCUCCUUCUGGACUUUGCAUUCUAUGGACUCGGCUUCAAUAAUCCAUCUACUCUUGCUAAACUCUGGACCUCGCAAGAUCUGACCUUUCCACCUGGAGUGCCGUAUUGGCUGGAGACUUCCGGAAUUGUCAACGCAACGAUAGAUGGUGUGGAGAUCAUAAACGGAACUUACUCUAACGGUACCAUCGCAGACACCUUGGUCGGCACUGUGCUCGAAAGCAACAUGCUUCGAGCCAUCUACACUGUCUCGAUCGCGUCACUCCUCGGGUCCUUCCUGAUUAUCGCCACGAUCAACCGCUUCAAUCGGAAGCACAUGCUGACUAUUACCUUCUGCCUGCUUGCUGUCGUAUUACUGGCAGCGUUCGCCAGCUUCAAGUCACUGUUUCAUCAAGGCGGAUUACAUGUUGUCCUGAUUAUGUUCUGGGUGAUCAUUUCCUUCCUGUUCAGCUUCGGCCCCAAUACUCUGACAUUCAUCGUAAGUCCGCUGCACCUCAAAAUCGAAUUCAAGCUGACAAGAGCCCAGAUACCGGCUGAAGUCUUUCCAACAAGAUAUCGCUGCACAUUCUACGGCAUCGCUGCAGCAAUCGGCAAGAUCGGCGCCGUGCUUGUACAAAUCGUCAUUCUGCACGUCCCCUCAAUUGGCAAACCCAACUCAUCGGCUAUUCGCUGGCUCUUGCUGUCGUUCGCGAUAUGCAUGAUUCUGGGUGCAUUAUGCUCGCAUUAUUUCGUGCCGGAAGUUCAACGACGAUCCACGGAGCGAGACACCAGAAAGGAUAGGAAAGGCAAUUUCCGACCAGCACCACCCUAUGUCAACAUCCCUUUGCAGGAACUUCCUUUACCUCGACGACCAAGACAGCCUUGUCGGGAUGGAGGCGAAGAGCUUCGCGAAGUGGAGCUGAGGUCGAAGUGA
Molecule: messenger RNA, 1854 nt
Organism: Cercospora beticola
Lineage: Eukaryota; Fungi; Ascomycota; Dothideomycetes; Mycosphaerellales; Mycosphaerellaceae
Biological process (GO): transmembrane transport
Cellular component (GO): membrane
Molecular function (GO): transmembrane transporter activity
Source: RefSeq, a predicted model, not a curated record